Ixodes scapularis (black-legged tick) is the source of this 777-nucleotide messenger RNA. RefSeq lists its product as uncharacterized. NCBI's taxonomy places the organism in Eukaryota, Metazoa, Arthropoda, Arachnida, Ixodida, Ixodidae. The record is from RefSeq and is a predicted model, not a curated record. The annotation marks the transcript as partial. The transcript is spliced from 2 exons.
ACUCUCACCAAGGAACUGACCGAAGACAAUCAGUUGCGGUUCCUAGACCUGAUCCUGGUGUUUGGAGCGGAGCACGUCUGUUGGAGGUAUUCCCCUCGUUCGCAAAAGGCGCUCUUGCCGUUCUCGUCCGCUCACUCCAAGCUUGUGAAGCGAGGAAUAGCGCUAGUGGCUAUGAAAAAUGCCACGCAAAGAUCCUGCCAUCACCAGGUUGAGAGAGGCUUCAACGCCCAAGUAGUUAGACUGCUGUCCGCAGGCUUCCCGCAACCUCUGCUGAGUAGCCUGGCAGAAAAGCUCCUUCUUGAGUCGCGUCGCUCCACUAGCAAGCCUCAAGAUACACGCAAGAGAUCUCCUUGGACAGUCAUACCCUACAUCCAUGGCCUGUCCCACAACCUGAAAAGGGUUGGAGCCAAGGCAGGCGUUCAGGUACUUUUCUCUGCACCUAACAAACUGGGUCGUCUGUGCAAAAAAGUAAACUCUACCAACCCCUCUGCCACCUCCAUCAGGCAAUGCCAGAAAAGCCAUGCAAAUCCUUUCGUCGAGUGUGUCGAAGGCGUGGUGUACGACGUUCCGCUAUCGUGCGGUCGGUCGUACGUUGGCCAGACCGGGCGGUGCAUCAACGAUCGUCUGAGAGAACACCGCGCCUCUUUGGGAACGACCACUGGCAGCAACCUAGCCAGGCAUUGUGCAGCGUGUGCCUGCGUCCCAGCAUUUGACAGAUGCGAGAUUAUCAAACACCAUAGAGACUGUCGCACGCGCGAGAUCAUCGAAGCGUUCUGA